Apiotrichum porosum is the source of this 444-nucleotide messenger RNA. RefSeq names its product 60S ribosomal protein L24 (gene RPL24). Gene Ontology annotation, biological process: cytoplasmic translation. Gene Ontology annotation, molecular function: structural constituent of ribosome; mRNA binding. NCBI's taxonomy places the organism in Eukaryota, Fungi, Basidiomycota, Tremellomycetes, Trichosporonales, Trichosporonaceae. Gene Ontology annotation, cellular component: cytosolic large ribosomal subunit. The record is from RefSeq and is a predicted model, not a curated record. The transcript is spliced from 4 exons. The coding region runs from base 1 to 444 and encodes 147 amino acids.
AUGCGUGUUGACCGUUGUGACUUCUCGGGGUUCAAGGUCUACCCCGGCCGUGGCCGUACCUACGUCCGCGGUGACUCGAAGACCUUCCGCUUCGUGACCGCCAAGGCCGAGUCGCUCUUCCUCCAGCGCAAGAACCCCCGCAAGAUCGCAUGGACCCAGGUCUACCGCCGCAUGCACAAGAAGGGCAUCACUGAGGAGGUCGCCAAGAAGCGCAGCAGGAAGAACGUCAAGGUUCAGCGUGGUGUUGUCGGUGCCGACCUCGCCUCGAUCCUCGCUAAGCGUACCGCCAAGCCCGAGGUCCGCGCCGCUGCCCGCGCCGCCGCCAUCACCAAGGCCAAGACCCAGAAGAAGGAGAAGGAGGCCACCAAGGCUUCGCGCCCCCAGGGUGCCUCCGCCCCCAAGAUCUCGAAGCAGGCUGCCAAGGGCGGCAAGGGCGGCCGCUAA